CGCGGGCGCGCGUCGUCGCACGCACAGCCGAGCGCGAGCAGAGCGGACGGAGAGCGCGCGCGCCGCGUCUCCCGGACUUGGCAAACCAACAGCAACAACACAAACAAAUCCAAAAACAGAGAAAAAGAAAGAAAGGAGAAAAGGAGACAUGGGACUCGAAAAAGAGAAAGCGGAGACGUGCGUGUUCCUGGACGAGGACGUGUUUCACAGCACCAUCGAGCCCAUUCUCAAGCAGAAGAAAGAGAAAGCGCGUGCGCCGACACCGGACCGGGACCCUCGAGGCAUUAACGCGCACCUGAAGGUCGACUUCGUGGACGUGAUCGCCGAACCCAGCUUCUCACACAGCCUCGACUCAGUGUGGAUCGGCAGCCAUGCGCUUUUCGAGCUCAUUAAGUUUGUGUUUUACCGGGUCCUGACGACGCUGCUGGCCGUCCCCAUGGCCUUCGUGGCAGGCCUUGUUUUCGCCGUCCUGAGCUGCGUACAUAUUUGGUUGAUGAUGCCGCUGGUGCGGACCAUCAUGAUGACGAUGCCCUCUAUCCAGGUGAUCUGGUCAGGUCUGAUGGACGCGCUUAUAAGGCCGAUAUUCCGAAGCGCCGGCGGCUGUUUGUCCUCUGUCAGCGCCAAAAUGUGGAAGUCCGAUGUGCUUUAAAUGCUUUCAACUGUGUUUUUGUUUUUGGCGGAGAUCCCAGACCUGAUCAAUUACACCUGAGUCCUCGUCAUGCGCAGCUCCAUCAGGUGUGUUUGCUUUGGCCUGGGAUCAGACGUACGCUCUCUCUCGCUGAAUACUCCCUGCCUCUCCGCUGACAUGUGACCGAACGUCUAGACCGUGGAAGGAAGCUUGUGCGCUUUAACGUAAACUGCACUACUCCUAGUGGACAGCAUCAUUAGGUAUCAAAUACUUUCGCGCCACUUUAAAGCAAACAAAUAUAUUUAAUAUAAAUGUGCUCUUGUACUGUAUAUGAGAAGAGUGUUCGAUGUGUAUAGAAGUCUAGAGACGCUUUUUUGACUUCCUGUUUCCUGCCUCGGUUUGUAUUUAUAUUUACGCACCACAGCAGCGGCCGAAUUCUCAAAUCCGAUUGGUCGAAUGUUUUAUUAAUAGUAAUAUGCCCAUUAUGAGAGUUUAUGAUAACUACGGUUGCUAUGGUUACUAAUUGUUCACGGGCGGACGCCUCGCAUAAACAGGCUACACGUUUAUAGUGACGUGCUCGUUAACGAUACGUUAGUGUUGCCGUGGUAACAGCUCAUUCACAAGACAGACACUUGAUGUAAGUCUCCAGCGUCAGAGCUCUGUUUCAGUCAAUUCGUAAAAAAAGAAGUGUUAAAAUUCGUAAACAGAAAAAAAGGAGGAUCUAGUGGAACGUCCAUUUAUAGCUGCUAUAACUGAAGAACAUUUCACAGACGAUACACAACAUGAAAUGUAACUAUAAAUGGAUAAAAAUAUGACAAUUAUUCUUUUUUUUUUUUUGCUAAAAAUAAAAAAGUUUUGGCGUCUUGUUAUUACGACACAAUGUUCCCCAGAUUUACUAUAAAAAAUGUUUUGUUUUAUUUCCAAAAUGAAUGAUUUUGUAUUUACAUGACUGUCCCAAUGAUUUAUGAGUACUGUCCUUUUUUUCCAGUCUAUUUGCCUUGUAAAUAUGUACUGGCCAUACUGCCUGUGUGUGUGUGUGUGUGUGUGUGUGUGUGUGUGUGUGUGUGUGUUUCAAUAUCCUCUCUCGGAAAAGAAAGGCCGGCUUGUUUGUGCAGUGCAACACGAAGGGUUCAGGUGUACUUUUUCAUUUUUUCCUUUCCGCCCUGUACAAUGAUGUAAUGUAUCAGGCAUCCCGAGUGCAGCAGAGAACACCUCGCAGAGUCUCUCCUCCGUUCACUCAAUAAAACCUCUUUUUUUGCACGUGA
Messenger RNA from Silurus meridionalis, 1893 nucleotides. RefSeq names its product caveolin 2 (gene cav2). The record is from RefSeq and is a predicted model, not a curated record. The transcript is spliced from 3 exons. Gene Ontology annotation, molecular function: protein kinase binding; molecular adaptor activity. Bases 149 to 649 code for a protein of 166 amino acids. Gene Ontology annotation, biological process: insulin receptor signaling pathway; positive regulation of MAPK cascade; negative regulation of endothelial cell proliferation. NCBI's taxonomy places the organism in Eukaryota, Metazoa, Chordata, Actinopteri, Siluriformes, Siluridae. Gene Ontology annotation, cellular component: Golgi apparatus; caveola; perinuclear region of cytoplasm.